CCGCACUAAGGCGGCGACGAGCCCCGAGGCGAAGCGAGGCGGCGCGACGAGCCGAGCCCGAGGCGAGCCCCGUGGCCGUGUGUGAGCGCGACUGAGGCGGCAGCGGCGGCUCCUCCUGGCGGCCUCCCCGGGGCCGGCGCGGGACUGUGCCGGGAGGGGGCCGCGGCGCCGCCUCCUCCCCUCCCCUCGCCCGGCACGGGCAGAGGCGGGCGGCCGGGGCUCCCCCGCGGCGGCGGGCGGGCGGCAUGAGCGCGGCGCUCUGAGGGGCCGGCGGAGCGGGGCUCGCCCCGAGCAGCUUCCCCCGGGGGCCGCGGCCGACGGAUCGGACUCGGCUGGGACCUGCCGUGACUGCCCUGGCUCCUCCCAUGGCAUGAGCCCGUGCUCUCCUCCCCGCUCCGCCUGCUUUUGGUCUUUCUCCGCUCCUGGGCUGUCCGAUGGGAUAACGUCGGCUCGCCCGGAGUCGAAGAUGAGCUGGCAGUGCGCUCGCCAGCACCGGAACGGCGGCUCCUCCGUCCUGCUGCUGCUGCUGCUGCUGCUCUGGCACUGCUGGGUCCGGCCGGCCGGCGCCGACAACGCCAGCCAGGCGUACUACACCGCCCUCAUCAACGUGACGGUGCUGAGCCCCGAGCGGGGCGGCCCCACGCUGCUGAGGAUCGACCGAGGCCGCUACGGGCAGGAUUCCCCCAAGGUGGAGGUCAAGGGCCUGCUGGUGGCUCCCGUCCCCAUCAACGGAGUUGCAGAUCGCCUGGGCUGUGACCCUCGAACACGUUUCCAAGUUCCACCAAACACCAAGCAGUGGAUUGCUUUACUACAGCGAGGAAACUGUACAUUUAGAGAGAAAAUACUGCGAGCAGCUUCACAUAAUGCCACAGCUGUGGUCAUUUACAACAAUAUAUCCAGUGAAGAACCUGUCACGAUGACUCAUCAAGGAACUGGAGACAUUGUUGCUGUCAUGAUUACAGAAUCAAAGGUUAAGGAGAUCCUGAAUUACUUGGAAAAGAAUAUCUCUGUCCUGAUGGCAAUAGCAGUGGGAUCCCGUGUUCCUCCAAAAAACUUCAGUCGGGGCUCUCUAGUCUUUGUGUCAAUAUCAUUCAUUGUUUUGAUGAUAAUUUCUUCAGCAUGGUUAAUAUUUUAUUUCAUCCAGAAGAUCAGGUACACAAGUGCACGUGACAGGAAUCAGCGUCGUCUUGGAGAUGCUGCCAAGAAAGCCAUUGGUAAAUUGACAACCAGGACAGUAAAGAAGGGUGAUAAGGAAACAGACCCAGACUUUGAUCAUUGUGCUGUCUGCAUUGAGAGUUACAAGCAGAACGAUGUUGUUCGCAUUUUACCAUGCAAGCAUGUUUUCCACAAAGCUUGUGUGGAUCCAUGGCUUAGUGAGCACUGUACGUGUCCAAUGUGUAAACUGAACAUUUUGAAGGCACUGGGAAUUGUGCCAAACGUGCCAUGUACAGAUAAUGUAGCCUUUGACAUGGAAAGGCUCACCAGAGGCCAGCCAACUAGCAGGCGAUCAGCACUGGGCGAUUUUGCCAAUGACGGCUCUCUCAGCCUGGAGCCCCUGCGCACCUCUGGGAUGUCACAGCUUCCACAGGACGGAGAGCUAACGCCAAGGUCAGGAGAGAUCAACAUUGCUGUGACAAGCAGUCACUUCUUUCAUCGUAACUCUCUGUCCCCUCGAAGCCUGGUCUACGAGAGCGAGUUCUCAACCAUCGAGCCUGCCUUGGACAUGUAUGACGAGAACAAAACCUGAAAGGAAUCCAUGCUCUUUCCUGGCCCUUUUUCUGUUUUUUUCAUUUCUCAUUCCUAUUGUUGUGUACUCUUUCCAUGGAUCUCCUUUGUCUGAAGAAGAGCUGCUUUUUCCAGAACACGAACCCGCCUUCUCAAUUGCAAAGAUGAAGACCAGCUGUGGUGGUUUCUGAGGGUGGCAUCUUUGAGCUGACAGAGUUGCGCGCAAGCAAGAUCGUCUGAUGGAAAUUGCUGAGUAACAGCAUGGGGAGCUGUGUCGGUCCAGCCGCGGCAAUGCAGAAGAGGUUUUACGGUGGUCCUAAGAGUUUGUGUUGUACUGCAAAUGUGUCUCUUACACAGGCAUCUGCUGUUUCCAUAUUUUUAAUUGUCCAGAUGGUUGGGCAAUGUCAGAAAGGGAACUGGUUGUAGAGGAGAUGGCCAGUGACUGGUAAAAGCACUCGUAUAUCUUGGUCAAUCCAUAACCUUACUGUGAAAUAGCCCCUUCUGAAAGGGACCUUUAUAAGUGCAUUGAGUUUCCUACAACCCACGUAACCCCGGACAAUAGCAAGCCAGUCUGACGUUAAAGCUGCAGAGAGGACCUGCAUUUGCAGCAAGAUUUCGAGGAACUUAAUGCUUGGGUUUUUCUCCAAUUCAAUUGAAGCAGGAGAAAAAUGGCCUACACAGAAUAUACUUUUGGUCCUUCUGUGUGCUCAAGUCAAGUGAGUCUCUUUCUAUGGAGAGGACGUUCACAGAACCAGCACUUGAUCUACCUGAAAACCAUUAGACUUUUUGAAAUAUGCAGGAAUCUAAUUAGCUUUCUUUCUCACUUAACUUUUGGGGGGGGUGGUGUAAAAAAUCCACCAAAUUUUUCACUGAGGUUUUUUAAAAGCCAGCAUGUUGGCAUUACACAGAGAAGAAAAGAGGUAAGCUUCUUAUCCUGUUCUCCCAUUGAAAUCUGCAACAGUUAAAUAACAAACAUGUUCUCUAAGCCGUACCCUUUCCCACUGACAUCAAUAACGGGAAUGCAGAAAGCAGAAGAAGAAAG
This is a messenger RNA of Gymnogyps californianus (California condor), 2767 nucleotides long. RefSeq names its product ring finger protein 130 (gene RNF130). The transcript has 9 exons. NCBI's taxonomy places the organism in Eukaryota, Metazoa, Chordata, Aves, Accipitriformes, Cathartidae. The record is from RefSeq and is a predicted model, not a curated record. The coding region runs from base 371 to 1747 and encodes 458 amino acids.